AUGGGUCAUUCGUCGAAAUUCAUUUUCCCUCUUCCCGGCCGCAAGUCGAAGGCAGCACCGGCCCCGACAGUGCCCGGCCCCUUGACGACGAAGGCGCAAAAAAUACUCGGAACGGCCGAGAUUACACUCGACACACGACCGAUACCGGGGUGGGAAGGGCAAUCAACAGCGGGGAUCAGCAUCGCUGUGACGGAAACAACUGACGGGACCGGCAGACAUGGCGCAAGCUCAGAAGGCUGGGCUGCGCCGAAAACAUUGCAGGAUCGAAGAUGGGAGCAGGAGUCGGAGAUCAUUCCUGCGGUGCUGAAUCGGCAACCUGAACUAUUGGGAGGGUCAUUGGGCCCGGACGGGGUCACGGAUGCCUCGAGUUUACGGCGGCGCCAGUCAAGUUCCACCAUCACCUCGUAUUACGACAAAUCCAAGCAGCCACUUUCGAUAUCGCAACAAACUUCCAACUCGGCCAUGGCCAAGGGACUGCCGCCGAAGGCGAUGGCGUUACUCGACAUGGACAAUGAGAUCACAGAAGCGACCGCGCAGGCGAAGCGCGCGAAGAAGAAGCCCUCGAGACUCGACCUUUCGGCCUUGCUAGGGCGAAGCAAGUCGCCCAAGCACCUUCAGCCGGACGCAAACACUCGCGACGCGUCCAGCUUGGCCCUCUCGCCGGUGUCCAUGCCUACCUCACCACUUCCCCCGCCGGUUCAACAACGGCCAGAGCGGAGGAGCCUCCGGAAGAUAGUCACGAGGGAGUCGAUGCGGGAACCACCAGCUCAGCCCCAAGUUCCCACUGUGUACGAGCCGGCACAGGAAGUGACCAACGCAGGGGUACCGCAGCAAACGAAGACCAGUCUCGAUUUGUACAACCUAUACGAUCACUACGAGCGCAGGACGUUCGUGGAUGAGAAAAUGGAAGAACCCCCACGUUGCGCCUUUGCUGUUGAACCACCAUUACCGAGUCCACCACCCAAUUAUCCCCUUCCCACACCACCAGGUCCGCCACCAGGGAAAUCUCUGCUCGCGCCAUUCCCCGGCACCGCGGUGCGACCCGGUCCAGGACCAAAGCCUUCGCCUCUAAUGAAUGCUGACCGACGGCCGUCAGGGGCCGGCAUGUCCACCAACGCAGUUCCCGCAGAUUGUGCGAGUGUCUCGAGCCGACACACUAGAACGUCCAAGGCCUCGCGGCGAACGGACCGGAGCAUGCAAGAGAUCGACUUGCUCCAGAACAGCGUUCUCGCGCUCUCAUCCGACUCAGAAGACGACUACGAGCUGUCGUCCCGAGACUCGCUAGCUGUACCGACAUCCAACGACGGGCAGGCCAGCCCAACAAGCCCGCAAUCUCCGGGGUAUCCACCCCGCAGCGGUCUGUACGAUGGGGGUGCUCGCGGAAACCCGGUCAAACGCAACGGACAUGGAGCUGGCGGGCAGCUCGGCUUCCACGACAGUUCGGUCGGCGUAGGACCGAACGGGCUCCGGAUUGCGCCGCGGACGAGCUCGCUACAUGCCAAGUCAGCACCCGCGCCGGGUAUCGCCAGAGCCAAAGCAACACUGGACUCCUCGCGGCUGUCCAUCAACACCACGUCGACGGACUGUACCGUCUCAGGCCCUCGAACCGUCGGCCCCAGCCCAGGCCCAGGCCCGGCGAUCAAGGGACCCAAGAAGAUGCGCAGCGAGUCGCUUCUCGACUUUCCGGCACCACCCAGCAUCCGAACUUCAGCUUCGCGCUCGGCGCCCGGUUCGAGACUGUCGGAGCAGUCAUUCCCAUCCCCCACGAGCGCCGACUUUUACAGCAACGGCCAACGGUACGCGGCGGGCGACAACGGGUCGAUUCGCAGCGGCACCAGCAUGGGCAGCGCGCCCAAUGGCGGACGCCGCGGGAGUGCGACUAACAGCCUCCACGACGGGGGUAGUGGACGGUUCAUGGCGGUCACCAAGCAGGAGGAACUGCUGCUCGCCGCGCUGCGCAUGAAGCGCGCCCGGAUGAUCCACGAGGAUAUCAUUGCUGAGUUUGAAGGCGACAUGGAGCCGGAAGACCACCACGAACUCCGGCGGGUCUUGACCAAUGACAGCUUCGGCACAUCAGGCAGCAUGACACGGCACUCCUCCACCAGCACGAUGCGCCAGCCCAAAGGCACCCUGAGCGCCCGGCCGCCCGAGAUCCCCAGGUUCCCACCCCCGUCUCAGCUGCCGUCCAAGCCCAAGCCUAAGCCCAAAUCCCGAAGCGAGAAGUCGGGCAAGGCCGAUCUCCUACGCGUCGUCAUCGACCGAUCUCCCUUUGACCCGUCCAUCCGCACACCCGGGUCCGACAUCAGCGAUUUCAUCCACCACCACGACGACAGCAGCAGCAUCACCACCAGCACGAGCGGCAACCUCGAGCGCAACGACAGCAGGGCCAGUUCCACCAGCAGCCCGCGCUCUGUGCCAGCCCGGCAGCCGCAACGUGGCGCUACAGGGGGGACCACGCCCUUGCCCUCGUCUCGUCUCUCGCAGCGCAGCAAGGCCGAAACCAACCCGCUGCGGUUGACCACAGGACAAUUCAGCCCUGCUGUCUCGGGGCCGUCUUCCCCAUUGUCGCUAUCGCACAAGGAUCUGCUCCCGCUGCGGAUUCUGGAGGACCCAGAGGAGGACGAGGAUGAUGAUGACGAACUGGAGCGGGUUCUAGACCUUGAGGGUGACUUCGGGGUUCCGCGGCCUGAUUCACCGAUUUCGCCGUGUGAUUUCCCAACGCCGGGGUCGGGGUCGGGACGGGCAACGAAACAGACGAAGCAGCAGGUGCGGUUGAGCGCGGUUGGGUUGUAUAAGCCGCCUACGGAGAGUGGGUGGUGA
This is a messenger RNA of Dichotomopilus funicola, 2820 nucleotides long. RefSeq lists its product as uncharacterized. The coding region runs from base 1 to 2820 and encodes 939 amino acids. The record is from RefSeq and is a predicted model, not a curated record. The transcript has a single exon. NCBI's taxonomy places the organism in Eukaryota, Fungi, Ascomycota, Sordariomycetes, Sordariales, Chaetomiaceae.